AUGUAUUCAGAAUAUUCCACACAAAACGAUCCUUGGACGUCUCCCAAGGAUCAUAUAUCUACGACAGAUGCCACUUAUUCAAAACAAUUUACAACUAAAAGACCAUUGAGGGAAAAAAAUCCAAAAAAUAUCAAACACGUGUCGUACAAAGAAAAAACUCCGCAAGUGGUGGCGCGACGGAAUGCUCGAGAAAGAAGAAGAGUCCAAGCUGUCAACAUGGCUUUUGUGAGAUUGAGAAAGGCCAUUCCAUAUCAGAAUGCGAGAGGAAAGAGGAUAAGUAAAGUAAAAACUCUGAAAAAUGCGAUAAAGUAUAUCCAGGAGCUGGAAAUAAUAUUGCACGAUACCAACAUAUAUGAGGCGUAUUAUAAAUAUGAUAAAUACCAUGAUUUUAUAUGCCUACCUGGCAAAUAUGAUUAUGAAAUGGAAUGAAGAAACUAUCUUCGUAGAAUUAUAUUCAAGAUCAAACUUAUAUUCGUAAGAU
Messenger RNA from Diorhabda sublineata, 481 nucleotides. RefSeq names its product achaete-scute homolog 1a-like. NCBI's taxonomy places the organism in Eukaryota, Metazoa, Arthropoda, Insecta, Coleoptera, Chrysomelidae. Gene Ontology annotation, biological process: regulation of transcription by RNA polymerase II; developmental process. The record is from RefSeq and is a predicted model, not a curated record. Gene Ontology annotation, molecular function: DNA-binding transcription factor activity, RNA polymerase II-specific; RNA polymerase II transcription regulatory region sequence-specific DNA binding; protein dimerization activity. The coding region runs from base 1 to 429 and encodes 142 amino acids. The transcript has 3 exons.